Molecule: messenger RNA, 4077 nt
Organism: Micropterus dolomieu (smallmouth bass)
Lineage: Eukaryota; Metazoa; Chordata; Actinopteri; Centrarchiformes; Centrarchidae
Gene: rap1gapa
Product: RAP1 GTPase activating protein a
Exons: 26
Coding region: 67-2319 (750 amino acids)
Biological process (GO): regulation of small GTPase mediated signal transduction; activation of GTPase activity
Cellular component (GO): cytoplasm
Molecular function (GO): GTPase activator activity
Source: RefSeq, a predicted model, not a curated record
AAGUGACACAAGUGCUAGCUCCAUUCAGCAUUGAGUUGACUGACUCACUGCUAUCCAUUAGCCGGCAUGCCGCAGAGAAAGAGGAGUUUCACUUUUGGAGCCUAUGGAGGAGUGGACAAGACCUUCUCCAAGGCCAGAAGCAUAUGGAAACAAGAUGGGAGCGACCCCCGAAUUUCUGCAACACUAGAGCCCCAGCUGUUCCAGCCUACACUUCCAUACACCACCUCACCAUUCCACAAGACUACAGAUUUAUUUGAAAUUAUUGAAAGGAUGCAGGGCAACAGGAUGGAUGAGCAGAGAUGCACCUUUCCUCCCCCACUGAAGACUGAGGAGGACUAUAUUCCAUACCCAAGUGUCCAUGAGGUUUUGGGUAGAAAAAGCCCCUUUCCUCUCAUCCUCCUGCCGCAGUUUGGGGGUUAUUGGAUUGAAGGGACUAACUAUGAGCUGAGUGACACAGUGGACACAAAACAGCUGCAGCCUCUGUCCCCGAACACCCGCACCAAGCUGGAAUGUAACACAACAGCUACAAUCUACCGGAAACACUUCCUGGGCAAGGAACACUUUAAUUACUAUUCAGUGGACAGUGCCCUUGGACAUCUGGUGUUCUCUCUAAAGUACGACGUGAUUGGUGACCAGGAACAUCUCCGUCUAAUGCUCAGGAACAAACUGAAAACCUAUCAUGAUGUCAUCCCCAUUUCCUGUUUGACAGAGUUUCCCAAUGUGGUCCAAAUGGCCAAGCUUGUCUGUGAAGAGGUCAACGUGGACCGUUUUUUCCCCGCCCUUUAUCCAAAAGCUUCAAGACUUAUUGUCACCUUCGAUGAACAUGUGCUAAGCAACAAUUUCAAGUUUGGGGUAAUUUAUCAAAAGUUUGGACAGACUUCAGAGGAAGAGCUGUUUUGCAACACUAAAGAGAGCCCUGCCUUUGUAGAAUUCCUGGAGUUUCUAGGUGAAAAAGUUGAGCUACACAACUUUAAAGGUUUCCGUGGAGGGUUAGACGUGACUCACGGGCAGACUGGCACUGAAUCUGUCUACUGCAACUACCGCAACAAAGAGGUCAUGUUCCAUGUGUCCACAAAGCUUCCUUACACGGAGGGAGACACCCAGCAGUUGCAGAGAAAAAGGCACAUAGGGAACGACAUUGUGGCCAUCGUAUUCCAAGAGGAAAACACUCCGUUUGUACCGGACAUGAUCGCCUCCAAUUUUCUCCACGCCUACGUUGUGGUCCAAGUGGUCAACCCCUGCUCUGACAAUGUUCUCUACAGGGUGUCAGUGACAGCACGAGACGAUGUACCUUUCUUUGGCCCGGCCCUACCAAACCCUGCUGUCUUUAAAAAAGGCCCUGAAUUCCAUGAAUUCCUUUUUACUAAGCUCAUCAAUGCAGAGUAUGCCUGCUACAAAGCUGAGAAAUUUGCCAAAUUAGAGGAACGAACACGGUCAGCCUUGUUAGAGACCCUUUAUGAGGAGCUUCAUGUGAACAGCCAGGCCAUGAUGGGUGUUGGAGGAGAGGACGACAAACUGGAAAACGGGAGUGGAGGAGGAAGCGGCUUCUUUGAGUCCUUCAAGCGGGUGAUCCGCAGCAGGAGCCAGUCUAUGGAUGCCAUGGGUCUUGCUUUCAAGAAGCCGCAAACAGUCUCAACUAGUGGCAGCUUUAACUACGACCCCGCAGAGAGCCCCAAAUUCCCAGGGAUAUCAUUGCUUGUCCCAGGCAAAAGUCCCAGUAAAUAUGGACGUCGAGGCAGUGCCAUAGGGAUAGGAACAGUAGAAGAGUCAUUGAUAAUCCCAGGGAAAAGCCCAACCAGGAAAAAGUCUGGUCCUUUCAGCUCCAGGCGAAGCAGUGCCAUUGGUAUUGAAAACAUUCAAGAAGUCCAGGAGAGAAGCAGUAGAGAGAACUCCCCAAAUACCCAGAAGACCCCUGACAGCGGUCACGUCUCUCAAGACCCCAAAUCUGACAACUCAUCUAAUCAGAGCUCUCCUGAGGUGCUCACAACCACCAAGAACAGGGCCCCAUCCAUCCCUGAGGGUCAUGACCUCUCCCGCUCCUCCUCCAACGCUAGCAGCUUUGCCAGUGUGGUGGAGGAGAAUGAGACAGAGGCCACAGAGGACUAUGACACAGGCAUGGAGAGUCUGUCGUCUGCCGGGACGCCACACAAGCGAGACUCCCUCACCUACAGCGCCUGGCUGGAGGACAGCAUCAGCAGCACCAGUACCACCAGUCGCGGUAGCUCCCCAGGGCCUGGCAAACCUGAACGAGGGAAAGGGACAGACAUCCGUAUCAAACUGGAACGACCACACGAUCAUCAGUCCUCAUCGAACUGUUAGCUCCACCCACCUGGUUGUAUCCUGGAUCUCCAUCUUCAGCAUUCCCAUAAGUCACAAUCCCUCGGGGAGAUGAGACAAGUGCAGACGUUCGCCAUGACCAAUGAUCAGAAGGAGGAAGAUGAGAAAGAAGAGAGAAAGCAAGUGGGGCUUGUCCGGUCUGCUGCUCAGUGAGGGCCGGAGUGCAGUAUAUCCAGAAAGCUGAAGGACUCUGGAGAGGAUGACCACAGAGAGGGGCCAGCUUUUGCACAGUGUUGUUUCCUUCCAAUAUUUUCUUUACCUGUUCACACAUCUGUUGCCUAGUUGUAUGUUUUUUACCACACCUUUUGUUUCAGAAGAACACAUUUUAUCUACAAAUGUAAUGGUUUUACUUGUAAAAGAUAUAACUUUGGUUUAGUUUGUCUUGUUAAAGCCCAGUCUGCUGGCUAUUCAGGGUAAAGACAGUGCCAUUGUGCUCUUUGUAGAGAUUGUGAGAAGGACUUUUGCUGCAACAUAGAGAAUAUAAUUGCCUGGAUGGUUUAACCAAAUCAACACAAGUUUUGGCUCAAUAUAGAUCUCCAAUGUAUACGUAAUACCAAAUAGUCAGCAUCAAAGAUGGAUAUUUUCUAACAAAACAUCUAAUGUGAUGUAGAAUUGUUCUCUUGUAUGCUGUAUAAUGUGAUUAUUUUCUGGGUAAAAUCCAAAUUGAAGGACUGUAAAUCUAUAGCAAAACAAUUGUAUUCCUUCUUGUACCACCCAAAUCUCCACACGAUUACAUUUCAAACUUAACACCACAGGUCACAGUGAAGACAGUAAUGUAUAUUAACAUGAAAUGGCCUUAAAAAAUAAAUGUAGAAUUUCUUUGUCCCUUAGUUUUAUUUUACCUCACCUUUAACUCACAUGUUCUGCAGCCAAUAAUGGGAUUGUAGUAUCAGAUUACUUGUAAAACUAAUUUAUUCAGAAUCAUUUUUAAGCACUCUUAAAAAAAUGGUUGUACAUUGCAGUUGUACUGCAUCACUGUCUGUAUAGUCUGCUAAUGUAUGGAUAUAUCCAUCGAUGGCUGAUUUAACUGCUGUGUCUGUCUUGUCUGUUGGUGAGGAGACCAGUCUCUACAGUAUUUUCUGAGUUGUUUUUUUCUCUUUAAUAUAUGUUUUUAUUUAUUGAUUUUGUUGCCGUUAAAGUGACAUUUAUGGCAUAUGGUGACUACAUUCAGCGUUCUGUCAUAUGCUUAUAUUGUAUGUGUUGCUUUGGAGUAAAUUAAUCUUGUCAUCUGUAAAGCUCUAUUUCAAGGGUCAGAUCUCUUUCCGUGCAGUAAUUUGCAAUGAAUUAUAAUAAAACAGUGAAUAUUUAUUUGCUUUUAAUGUGUAAAAAAUAACUCCAAAUACAACUACUGAUUUUGUAAAUAGAUAUUUAGUUGGAGUUUAUAAUGUAUAGGUCAUUGAUUUAAAAUGGGAUUAAAGGACGCUUUGAAAUUACUGCCAAGUUAACAAUUUAUUGUUUUUAUUUUCUUUCCUAUUAUUUUGAGAGGGUUUUCUAAAAGAAAUUUAUUUAAAAGCCAUUCAGACUGUUCUGUAAAAGGGAAAUCUCAGUACAUACUGAUCAUUUCAGUUGCCUUAUCAUCACAAACUGAUGGUGUUAAGUAUAAAUAGCGAAGAAAAUAGUUAAUAGCCAGCAGGAUUUACAAUGAAAUGAAUGUUAUGUUGUUGUUGUUUUUAUUGUAAAUAAUUGCCCUGGGAACUUUACAGUCUAUUGUACACUCAUAAACUUAUUCUCUGACUUUAA